Oncorhynchus mykiss (rainbow trout) is the source of this 1076-nucleotide messenger RNA. RefSeq names its product NHP2-like protein 1. Gene Ontology annotation, biological process: ribosome biogenesis. NCBI's taxonomy places the organism in Eukaryota, Metazoa, Chordata, Actinopteri, Salmoniformes, Salmonidae. Gene Ontology annotation, molecular function: RNA binding. Gene Ontology annotation, cellular component: nucleolus; ribonucleoprotein complex. The record is from RefSeq and is a predicted model, not a curated record.
AAUUGUUCAUAGAAAAACAACGAAAUUGGAUGUUCUGAGUCCAUGUCAACAGUUAAAUCACAUCAGAAAACAUUUUUUUUAGGUAUGUAAAAAUGUAUUUUUUUGUGUAAUUCCCCUUAAAUUGCGCAUUUGGCCAUUUAAUUGCGUAUCUAGUGAGUGGGGAAUGUGCUAGGACGGUGAGAUGGCGGAAGCAGAAGUGUCGAUUAAAGCGCGUCGAGUACAGUUAGCGUGAAAGAUUAGUGGACAACAGUGAAGAAUAGAACAAGAAUGGAACAAAAUGGGUUUAAGUUGUGGAAAAUUAGUCUAAUGUAUCGUUCCUUGUUGGAGUACGUUUUUUGGAUAAAGAUGUUUAUUUUGGAAACCCUUUUGAAGUCACGAGGAUGGUGAAGGCGGCGUUGGGAAAAGUGGAUGCAGUCAAAGUAACCAGAAGUGCCACUAAAACACUUAACCGCGGUAUUGCUGAGUUCAUUGUGAUGGCCGCAGACACAGAGCCCCUGGAGAUCAUCCUCCACCUGCCACUGCUCUGCGAGGACAAGAACGUGCCCUAUGUGUUUGUGCGCUCCAAGCAGGCCCUGGGACGCGCCUGUGGGGUCUCACGCCCAGUCAUUGCCACUUCGGUCACCAUCAAGGAGGGCUCGCAGCUCAAGCCCCAGAUCCAGUCUACCCAGAUGGCCAUUGAGAGACUGCUGGUGUGAGAAGAGAGCUCGGGAUGGGGGUUGUAGGGUUAAUGGGACACCACCUGCUUUAGUCAUUCAGAUUUUUGUAAAUGGGACAGACUAUGAUUUAAUGUUGUCCUGCUUUGUUUCAUGUCCUGUCAGACUUAUGUACAGAAGAUUCUAUUUUGUAGGGCUAUGUCCAUUUUGAAAUGUUGGGACAGAAUAGGUAUAUCUGAAGCGUUGGAACAAAAAUGGCUUAACUUGUUUUUAACAUUACUAUGUUGUAAAUGUGGUAAUUCUAUAUAGAGUAUACGGGAUGUCAAACCAAGCAUAGUAGAAUCAUAGCAACUACACUUAGCUUUCCUUAUGUUGACCUUUUUCCUUCAUUUGGUGCAGUUAAAGGUGGACAUGUUCAUUCCA